AAAACUGACAUAAAGAAUGCCUUUAACACCAUCAAGAGGUCUUCUUUGCACAAGGAAGUUUUAUCAAAAUUUCCAGCCAUCUUGGCCCAUUUUGAGCAAAUGUAUGGAAAUUCCAGCCCUCUCGUGUAUGUCAAGGGAAAGGAAACGGUGAUCAUAUCUUCUGAAGAAGGUGUGCACCAAGGUGACCCCCUGGGGCCUGUCCUAUUUGCCUUAGGAAUUCACCCUACAAUCACCAAAAUUCAAGCUGACUACCCGGAAAUAGUAGUCUUAGCCUACCUGGAUGACAUCUUUUUGCUCGGCAAUGAGGGGCCUGUACUUGAUUCCUUUGCUAAUCUGAAGCUUUCAUUGGCUGAAGAAUCUGGUUUACUGAUUGCUGAUCAAAAGUGUCAAAUCUACUCUCCAGGGUCCACUGAAAUUUUGGCUCCUUUUCCCAGAGCCGUGGAAGGAUCUGUGUUACUGGGGACACCCAUUGGGAGAUUCGACUUUGUUGCAUCACAGUGCAUCGAGUUCGCCAAGUCAGGCAGCUUGCUUUGCCAAGAGAUUGUGUCGCUGGAUGACCCUCAGAGCUCCAUGCUCCUUUUGAGGCACUGCCACACAACUCGCAUGAAUCAUUUGACAAGAACAGUUCCUCCUUCCUUACUCAAGCCUGCGGCAACCAUCCAUGAUAGCAUAACGCAUGCGUCCUUUAGUCACAUCAUAGGUGUCACCAAUACAUCUGAGGCUCAAUGGUCGCAAGCCAUCCUGCCCAUAAGAAAAGGGGGAUUCGGAAUGACUUCAGUCGAAAAAAUUUCACCUGCAUCUUUCCUAGCAGGUUGGGUACACUCAUCAGCAAUACUGCCGAAAAGAUUCUCAUAUAUCUGGGAAAGCUCACAGUCAAUAUUAGACAAUCUGGGCGCAACUGGACAGAAUCUAAAAGAUGCUAAGCAGCAUAUCGAUUCUCUCUUGGCGGGCACGCCAAGCACCCUUGGAGGGGUUUGCUUCACUGACUUAACCGAUCAGCCCAUCAAGCUACAACAUCGCAUCACGGACGAGUUAUCUACAACUAGUCUUCAACACCUUCUGGAUCAAUCUCAGGAUCAACAUCAGGCUGCUCGUCUAAGGUCGAUUCAAGGUCCUGGAUGUGGCUCAUGGCUAGAGGCAGCACCUUCCUCAGAUAGGCUUGCAUUUAAGCCUUCCGAAUUUCGGUUAGCGGCUCUUCUGAGGCUGGGAUGCCCAAUGCCCUUCAAGUCCCUGGCACCUAUUUGUGAGUGUGGGAAAGAAGCAGAUGAUUAUGGAUACCAUUUCUUGACCUGCAAACACGGGGGUGGACCUGUAUGGCAACAUGACAGUGUCGUAGCAGGCUGGUGCGAGUGCCUCAAGGAGGUGGGUCUUCACCACAGAAAAGAAGUGCGAGACAGGUACACAAACAAUAGUAAUCGACCGGACAUUGUGGUUUUCGAUGCUGGAGAUGGUUCUAACAUUGACCUUGAUAUUUCACUCUCCCACCCUUGGAGCUGCGAAGCUUUUCCCAGGUCGAGUAGUGAAAGUGGAUGUGCUGCAUCCAGAAGAGAAGAAAAGAAGAAGGCCAAAUACUUAAAAGAUCUUUUACCUGGAGGUUCCACCCCUAACUUUGCGCCGUUAGUCUUUGAACAUUUCGGUCACUGGGGGAAUACUGCGACAGACUACCUGAACACUUUGUCAUUGCGAUCAAGGGACAGCGACGGAAAAUGCAACAAGGCUGAAUUCCGUUCCUACUGGAGAAAAAAAUUGAGUGUAAUCCUACAGAGAUGCAAUGCUAAAGUCUUGCUGAAGAAGAUUGACAGACUUCAUUUACAAAGUUCUAGUGCUGAUAUAGCUUUAGACUGCGAACUUCAAAGUAGCAUUCAUUAGUGGGUUUUAGAUUUCAGUAGCGACUAUUAUGUUUCGACUUCCUAUGAUGUACGUAGUGCCUUGUAUGUUCAAUAAAUGAUCUUUGUCAGUCA
This is a messenger RNA of Corticium candelabrum, 1961 nucleotides long. RefSeq lists its product as uncharacterized. The record is from RefSeq and is a predicted model, not a curated record. The transcript has a single exon. Lineage: Eukaryota; Metazoa; Porifera; Homoscleromorpha; Homosclerophorida; Plakinidae. The coding region runs from base 100 to 1869 and encodes 589 amino acids.